CGCUUGAACGAGCAAAGUUACCUACUGGAAAAGUGUAUAGACAGACUUAAAGCCUUCUAUCUUCAGUCAAAGGUCUGAAAUCUGAAUCAAUCAAAUUUUCAAAUAUUACGAACCCUCAACUUUGGUUGGGAUCUACAGAAAUUUCAGUAGAGAGGUGGUGGAAAUGAUUAAUCAGAAGUUCACGGGUACUUCAAAACAAGGGUGAAACAGCAAAGGAAAAACCCGGUUUGGUUCAAGACAUAUUGGAUAUUGGAUAUAAGUGUGUUAGAAAUGAAGUAGGCGCUACCCUCACCUUAGUUUUGUUACAUUUUGAUAAAUGAAUCUGCAUUACCAUAAUACUGUUCUCGUUCUUCUGGUAAAUGUGCUUGUCUUUGUGUCUGCAUCAUUCAACAGUGAACACUAUAAUCAAGCCUCAUUUCGUACUAAAAGAGAGAUUCAAUUGAAUGAAAUAUCUAGAAUUCUGAAAGAAGUGCCCGCAUUUCAGCACGAUGCUAUUGCUGGGCGAAUCUUCGACACUAUAAUUACUCUUCUUCGAGACUCAUAUAACACACUACGUUUAAAGGAUGUCCACUCAGAGAUUAAAGAUGACACUUUAGGACAAACAUUUGCAUUGACAUUUGAAAAUACUGCUGUAUUAUGUGAUCUUAUCCUACGCUUUCCUGAUGCCUAUCAUUCUAAAUAUGAUAAUAAUGAUGAUGUAUCAAAUUUAUUAAAAUGGUCAUUUAAUCUGUUGCGUGAAUCAAAACUGAUGACCAAAUCAGAUGAAAAUAUAUUACAUCUAACUGAACAAGAAUUGAAUUUUAUUCCACGCGAAGAAAAUUAUGUGAAUGAGUUUAGUUCACAUCAGAAAAUGAUCAAAGAGAAACUGGAAGCUGAUGCAGCUCGUAAAGCGUCCAAGACAGCUGCCAAACGUCAUAAACGUACCAAGAAGCCCAGAAUCACACCGGUUCGAAGUGAACUUUAAACAGGACUGAUAAUGACAACCAGUUUAUAAUGAAAUGUUUUGUUUUUGUAAAAUAUUUUGUCUAUCUUUAUCUAUGUGAUAGGUUUUUGUUUCUUUAGAUUCUUUGAAGUGUGUGUGUGUAUACGUGGUAAUCAAAUAUUCGAUUACAUUUUAUACUUUUAUUACCAAUGGAUUGUAAGUUAGCACUAUAGUAUUAAUUUUUCAAAAAAAGAAAUUGAUACUAGAUGUAUUUGUUUUGUACGAUUUCAU
This is a messenger RNA of Trichobilharzia regenti, 1213 nucleotides long. The record is from the annotation of a GenBank genome assembly. NCBI's taxonomy places the organism in Eukaryota, Metazoa, Platyhelminthes, Trematoda, Strigeidida, Schistosomatidae.